Molecule: messenger RNA, 1052 nt
Organism: Nanorana parkeri
Lineage: Eukaryota; Metazoa; Chordata; Amphibia; Anura; Dicroglossidae
Product: cysteine-rich hydrophobic domain-containing protein 2-like
Exons: 6
Coding region: 30-584 (184 amino acids)
Source: RefSeq, a predicted model, not a curated record
CAAUCCCGGCUCCGGCCUGCGGUGACGUCAUGAGCGUCUUGCUACCAAACAUGGCGGACUUUGAUACCAUAUACGAGUUGGAUGAGGAGGAAGAGGAUGAUGGCGAGGACAGGGAAACGGGCUCAGGUCGAGUGGUGGCUGAGGAACAUUUACUCCGCUACGCGCCAGACCCGGUGGUGGUGAGGGGAGCCGGACAUAUUACCGUGUUUGGUUUAAGCAACAAAUUUGAUGCCGAAUUCCCUUCUGUUUUGACAGGAAAGGUUGCUCCACAGGAGUUUAAAAUCAGUAUUGGUCGUGUAAAUACCUGCUUAAGAAAGAAUCUCCCUCUCAAUGUGAAAUGGCUGCUAUGUGGCUGUAUCUGCUGCUGUUGUACAUUAGGCUUCAGUUUGUGGCCUGUUAUAUGCCUGAAUAAAAGGACAAGGAGAUCCAUUUACAAACUUUUGGACUGGGAGAAUAACAGAUUAUAUCACAAGCUCGGCUUGCAUUGGAAACUAAGCAGACGGAAAUGUGAAUCAAACAAUAUGAUGGAAUACGUUAUACUUAUAGAAUUCUUACCAAAGUACCCAAUAUUUCGACCGGAUUGAAGAUAAUGUGCUCCUGCUUCAUUUCAUAAUAUUUUGUUACUGGUCAUUCCUACCCUUAGUGCCUUUUUAGAUGGUUUGUGGAAAGAAAAGGUAUACUACUGUGUUUUAAAAACACAAAAUGGGUGUUGUUUUUUUGUAUAGCAGUAUAGUAUCCUAAUAGCUUCUGUAUUUUUUACAUGUAUAAAGAAAAUCAAGAUUUGCACACUUAUUUUUUACGUUAAGGGAAGCUUUCUGUGUUGCACUUCAUUUUGCCCGUAUAGUGCAAGUGUUAGGCAGUUCAUUAUGCUGUAAGCACUUCCCACUGACGGCAUUAUUAUUCUAUAUACACUCAUUCAUGUAUAUAGUUACAGUUAGGGACAUGCAUAAGUGCUGCUUUACCUCUAGCUUAUUGCCUUAUUGUACCUAUGUCUCUUUUCCUAUUGCAUCGUAUCAUUUCAGGUUUUUUUUUGUUUUUUUUUACUACAGACU